GCUCUCUGUGCGCACACCGUGGCCGUGGAUAACACGAGUGGCAGAUGAUCACUUCUCAGACCGACGGAGAUCCCGAUCCCGAUCCGUCGCUGCCUCUUCCCAAUGACGAUGGUGUCUGCGGUUCUCUUGAUCCACCCUCGCCUUCACAGAAGUCUUCCAAGCCCGGAUGGCGCUAUUUCCAAUGCACAAAUAUCCGGGACGAACUUCGCGUCUUAUUACCUCCGCGUCCUGCCGCAAUCUAUGCAAACCUGCUCAAAGUCGAGGCUUGCGCCUUGGCGAAGAACGAUGCUGACUCUCUGCGCGAGGUUCAACAUAUCCGUUAUCUUAAAGAGGCUAUGGUUAAACGAUGCCGGAAGCUAACACAAGAUGCGAUAGGGCAUCGCAGUAUUCAGAACAUAUCAGUGGUUGAGGCACCGCUCGACUUUAAGCUUAAGCGGCUUGAGCAAUGGUGGACGUCGAUUGAAGCCCGACGAAAAACACAGAAUUGCUCCAAGAGCAGUCAAGAACGUGAGGAACGAUCAAGCAUAAUGCAGGCCAGCAUGUCUGCGGUUACGACCUCUUCCAGCAGUGAUAGUGAAUAUAGCGCUAAGCUGUCUCUUUCAAGUGCAGGUCAUGGGAGCAGUGAGCAACGCGGCCGCAGUCCGCGUCAGUGGAGGCCGAAGGGAAAGCUAACAAAACUCCAGACUAUAUCUGCUGUCACCAACAAUAGUAUCAAAAAAAACCUUCUGUCUCGCUUUCUAUACAAUCUGCCGAAGCAACAAUAUCUUCGAACAACGACAGUGGUUGGGAAAGCGCUAGUGAAGCGUCGCUGAAAUCUGUGCUCAAAUUGGGAACCCCAAAACCACUCCCAAAAGUACAUGAGGAGGAGGAGGAACGAUCAAGAACACCUGACUUAUCCACUUCUACGUUGUCCAAUUCCAGAAUGGUCAGGAUGGAUCGAGGCUUCUAUGAGGGAUUUGUAGGAACAUCGUUGCGCAAUAUUCCUCUCUUCGAAAUGCAUCACUGUGUAUCCAUAACUAUCCACGCUGACUUGGACGACGAUGUCACUUUGGAGAUCGAGGGUGAUCCGGAACAUCUUAAGGGCGCCUUACUUGAAAUCGAGCUGCUGCACAGAUACCGAGCCAAAUUCGGUUCGACUCUCUUCCACCCCCAGCCAGAUGAAGAGGAUCUAGGACGUCGGCCGCUUCCGAUUCCUAAUCGGACAAGACGCGAGUCAUCUUUGAGCUCUCCAACUACACCACUGCAUAGUGCUACGCCAAAGAGUAUGUCAACUCCGUCUUCUUUGAGAAGCGCAAGAAGCGUAAGAGUCCCAUAACUAGGCAGUACUGUUUGCAAAUUCUUUCCUCGUCGACUACUCUGGCAAUGUAUUUUAUAUUCAAAGUCGUGUAUAACAUCUCCGUCGUCUUCCGCCGUACUGUUUGUUUACUGUAACAAUGGUGUAAUGUACCCAUAGUUGUUGUU
Messenger RNA from Fomitiporia mediterranea MF3/22, 1461 nucleotides. RefSeq lists its product as uncharacterized. The transcript is spliced from 5 exons. The record is from RefSeq and is a predicted model, not a curated record. Bases 45 to 812 code for a protein of 255 amino acids. NCBI's taxonomy places the organism in Eukaryota, Fungi, Basidiomycota, Agaricomycetes, Hymenochaetales, Hymenochaetaceae.